UGGUAAUCAGAAUUUUGUUCAAUUCACUCUUCAACGAUUGUUCUAUGUUUAUGCCGUGAUGAAAUUUGAAAAACUUGAAAAUGUUUUUCAUUUGGAAAAUGAUAAUCUCAUUUACGUCAAGUUAGAACAAGUAUUGAAAGCCUUACAGGAAUGCAGCGUAAAAUUUGGGGUGCCCUUUGCUGAACCUCAUCAAGCAGUGGUUUCGUUCAUGUUUGUUCAGAAUCAAGAGGCCAUGUUGGAUCUCAUUGAUUACAUUUUACAAGUGUUCGCAAUGGGUUCUGAAAAAGCCUCUGAAGAGGGACAAAAUUGCAUCUACGAUCGAGCAGGAAUGUUGUUUGAUGCCUGUGUGCUGGGUCAAUGGUUUGCAGGAACGCAUGUUCAUCCAGACAUUCCAUUUUAUCAGAAUUCAAGAUUAAUAGAUCCAAGAAACCAUCGAUUAGAGUGGCGAAAAUCAAGGGAUGCAUCACUUCGAUUCAAAGAGUUGUUUUUGGUUCCAUCAGCCAAUAAGGGAUCACUUUCUGCACCUCAAGUUGUGAAUUUACAUAUUCACUCGAAACGACUUGAAAAGUAUAUCUCUCCAUCAGUCACGAAGAUAGAUGAUUGGGAAGAAUUAGCAAGGUGGUAA
Molecule: messenger RNA, 625 nt
Organism: Naegleria lovaniensis
Lineage: Eukaryota; Heterolobosea; Eutetramitea; Acrasida; Naegleriidae
Exons: 2
Source: RefSeq, a predicted model, not a curated record